This is a messenger RNA of Mucor velutinosus, 819 nucleotides long. RefSeq lists its product as uncharacterized. The record is from RefSeq and is a predicted model, not a curated record. Lineage: Eukaryota; Fungi; Mucoromycota; Mucoromycetes; Mucorales; Mucoraceae. Gene Ontology annotation, molecular function: protein binding. Bases 1 to 819 code for a protein of 272 amino acids. The transcript has a single exon.
AUGGCACGCGAUGGCAUUGGGCGAUUUUGGAGUCCUACUGAUGUACAGCAACCUCAUUUCUUGUACAUGUGUGCAGUGAUUGAUUCCAAUCAGUCUUUGGUCACCAGCAAAGUAGAAGAGGCCAAUCACCACCACCAUAGCGCUCAAGGAGAAGAAGAAGAAGAAGAAGAAGAGGAGGAGCAGGACGAUUUUUCACCUAUUCAUUAUAUCGGUUGUGAUGAACUAGCCAGUGCCGUUCACGCCAGAUUCAGGUCCCAUUCCAAACACGAGCGCUUUGAUCAACGCGUGGACCGCAUCCGAGACAGAGUGCGAGAUACCCCUGAUUUGCUGUUUCGUAUACAGGCAGAUGGAUCACUUACAUUUUGGGGUGUGCAGCAUCUGAAUUCAGUGCCUCGUCGAAUUCCAAGAGUGUUUGUAGUGCUGCGUGUGGACAAGGCCAUUGAUCCGUUGGAUGUUAUCUACUUCUUAAAUCCGACACACAUUUUGCAUGAUUAUUCACAUAUUCAGUCAGCAUGUAAGUUGAAAGAGCUUGUUUGGGCGUGCCGUCAUACUGAAAGAUAUACAGCCACAAUCAAACCCAUCGAGUUGUCGUUGGUGGCCAGAAACCUGCAUGGACAAUUGCGCUGUUACAGUCUCAAUUUGAUUGAUUUCCUCGAUUCAACUUCAUUUUCACCCAGACUGCACUUGAAAUACACAUGGUUGGGCCAUCAGCACUCCAUCUCAAAACUGUAUCAAACACAAAAGAACCGAUUUUGCACAGUGGGUGUCGAUGGACAGAUCAAUGUGUGGAAAUAUGAGCUGAGAGAGGUAUGUUAUUAA